AUGAUGCAAAAAAACGCCUUUGAAGCACUUGAUAAAACACUUAGAGAUAUCUUGGGGUUCUGUACCUACACAAACAGGGAACGUGUGUUUGGUGGCAUGCCUGUCUUGCUUGGUGGCGAUUUCAGACAAAUCCUUCCCGUCAUCUCAAAGGGAAAAAAAGAAGAUGUCGUUCAGGCAUGCAUAAAUAAAUCGAACCUGUGGAAAAGUUGUCAACUCUACACUCUCCACCGGAGUAUGCGCGUCAACGAAUACACCUCCACAGGUGCGUUAGACAUGGAUAGACAACGUUUCAACAAAUGGUUGUUAGACAUCGGCGAUGGAAUCGUUCCGUCCAAAGCCAAAGAAGGUGAAGAUGAGCCGCCUUGGAUCGAGAUACCCACUAGGUUCAUCGUUGAUAGUUGUAGUGUCCCUGUAGAAUCAAUUGUUAACGCUGUCUUGCCGUCAUUUACAAAAAGGCAAGAUGAUUACGAUUUUUUGUGUGAAAGAGCAAUACUAACCCCAUGCAAUAUAGACGCGGAUGAAAUCAAUGAUUACAUGUUUUAA
This is a messenger RNA of Helianthus annuus (common sunflower), 543 nucleotides long. RefSeq lists its product as uncharacterized. Bases 1 to 543 code for a protein of 180 amino acids. The transcript has a single exon. Gene Ontology annotation, molecular function: DNA helicase activity. Lineage: Eukaryota; Viridiplantae; Streptophyta; Magnoliopsida; Asterales; Asteraceae. The record is from RefSeq and is a predicted model, not a curated record. Gene Ontology annotation, biological process: DNA repair; telomere maintenance.